Messenger RNA from Stegodyphus dumicola, 2735 nucleotides. RefSeq lists its product as uncharacterized. NCBI's taxonomy places the organism in Eukaryota, Metazoa, Arthropoda, Arachnida, Araneae, Eresidae. The record is from RefSeq and is a predicted model, not a curated record.
AUAAUGAAAGAAAUUCUUCCUUCCAAUGUAUACUUAUUCGAAAUCCUUACUGUUUGUUUAGUAUCACGCGUUAUUUCAGCUUGUUUGGUUUCAGACAGUGGAUAAAACACUGAAGCAUAUACUUUUUGAAAUAAUAAUGGUGUUUUGAAGAAGUUUGUGAUCACUUUGAAUUUGAGAUUUUUAAAUGUAUUGUAGAUUUUAAAUUUGUUUUCACUUUCGAUAACUGAAAAUUGAUUCUAAUGGUUAUUUGAACUUAGAAAAAGAUAUGUUUAGAAUUCAAGAAAACCAAGAUGGAACUACUAGUAUACUUUGUAAAAGCACAGGAAGUAUAAUUUGUACAAUCAAUGGCCAAUCAGUGGGCAGUUGCAGACCUCGUCCUGUGAAUGUAGUAGAACCACGUGUGCAUGUGGAUGCAUCAAGUAAUGAAUCUCCAUCCUUCUUAGCUGAACAAGAUGAAAAAAAUAGUUCCAGAACUCCACUGCUGAUCACAGGAAAUAUUAAAGAGGACUCGGCGUACUUCCCAGAGAGCGUAUGCUGCAUAUCACCUAUUCCUAUUUUUUUCGAAAAAGAGGUGACAGAAGAUUAUCACGAUGACUGUAUUACUCAAGAUGAAUUUUAUAGGUGUCUCAACAUUGUUUCAAAAGAAAAACUUGCAGCAGAAGGUAUUGAAAAGUUACAUUCAGAAUUCCCACUCAGACUUUUAUCCAGGACAAAAGCAUUUGAAGCUGCAGUGGAUUUGCAAGAUACAAAACUUCCAGAUGAUACGCCUUUGAGUUCAUGUCUAGGCAUAAAAAUACUAAAAUUAAAUUCUCAUAAAAAUUUUAUUGAUGAGCAAGCCAUAAUGAUGUCAAUACAAAAAUAUGAUAGUUUUUGUCGUUUCCCAUUUAAUUCUACAAAACUGUCGUGCAAUUUUCCCAAGUUGAGGUGUCGGGAGAAAAAGGAUUACCCUGCAUUUCUACCUCAAAAAAUUUUAAAACAGGACUCAACUCAUGUGUAUUCAUAUGGACGCAGACAACGAAAAGAAAGAAUGAUAACAAUUAGAGAAGGUCUUGAUAAACGAAGUCGAAGAUUGAGGGAUUUGUGCGAAGCAAAAAAGUUGUUUGUUCGCAUAAAAAGACUUACUAAGGAAGAAAUUAAAACAUUGACUGCAAGGAAGCCAGUGCCAAUUCCUCCUAUUAGUGAACCUGAUUCUGAUGAGAUAUGUAUAUUAUCUGAAAUAAAAAAUUCUAAUUUCACAGAAAGAAAACCAUCUGUGGUUGGCGGUAUAAAAACACAUUCGGCAGCUUCUGAAGAUAGGACUAGUUACCAUUCUAUGCUUUCAAGUAAUGCUAGAAACUCUUCACAAUCAAGAAUUUCUUCUGUGCCUCUGAGAUAUCAAUCUCAUUUUUCAAAUAGUUAUUGCAAGCCAGGUUCCAAACUUUCUGUGAUUCAGAUACUUCAGAAGAAAAAUAAUUGUGUUGACUGUAAAGUACUUUUGAGGGAUGUGAACCAAUUUAUGAUAGAAUACCAUGGUGAUUAUUAUGUAAAAGGUACAAAUAUCCAUGUUCCUUUUUAUUCUGAUUUUUUACAUACAUUGAAGUCAAAUAAAUUAACUCUUAGACGAUAUGAAAACAGAAAGAAAAGUGUGUCUUCUACAGGAAUAAAAAAUGAUCAUGCCUAUCAUCUUCUACCUUCAGGAGUUACAUCUUCAAAGUGUGAAUUUGUACGAGAAUCACAUAGUUUUCGUUUAAAUGAAAGUACAAAAGGGGGGAAAAGUAAUGCAACUGAAUAUUAUCCAAUAAAUAAAACUUUGAAUUCUGCAUCAGUGUCACAUACAAAUUUGCUUUAUAGCUCAUCUCCAACUUCACCUGCAUUAAAAGAAAGAACGAAAAAUGCGAAAGCUGGUAUUUCUUUGAAAACAGAUGAUCCUGCAUCUGAGAAUAUACCAGUGGUGAAAGAAAGAUACAUUGUCUCUCGAUGGGUUUUUCAUUGCUUUGGAUGUGGCCACAAAUGCAUCUUCUACAAAAAGUGUUUUAUGGAUACAGCUGUUACUGAACAUAUGCAAAUAUUUCAUUCUGUUUCUGAUCCUGAAUCUUUCCUUUCAUCUUAUCUGGAUAGUGUCAACCAAUGCUGUAUUAUAGAAGCAUUUCCAGGUUAUAAAGAUUAUGGUGGAAACUACAACAUUACUCAGCGGACAGAUGUAAAUGAUCUAUAUAUGCACCAUGGGAUGCUGUUAAAGAAACCACAAUUAGCAACUCUUUCGUCAAGCUAAAUUCAUGCACACGAAGAGAACAAUAAUAUCGAAGACUGUGAAGAUAUUGAUACAGCUUUUCCUGAAUAAUAAAAAAAUGUAAAUAUUAUAAUAAUGCUGCUUUAUCUGAUUAUAUAAGGGUUGAAGACUUGGAGUCUAUGAAAAACUGAGUGACGAUGACAUAAUAAAAACUGCCCGAAAAGAUGAAAAUGGAAAAGAAGAGACCUUAUUGGAUUCAGAAGAGAAUGCAGAGACUGUUGUGCUUCCUUAUGAUCAAGCCAUAAUGGACUUUAUAAAAUAUCACAUCAGCUUCAGGCUGUGAAAAAUAAAUUUUUACGUACAAUGACUGAUUCAGACUAUCUUGUUCGCAAUGGACUCCUCUACAGAGGAAACUGAAUACUAUAUAAAAAGGAUUAACGAUAAAUUUUUCAACAAGGCUAUUUCUAGUGAUUGUAAAUUUCUCGAUGAUGAGAUUCUUCGAGAAGAUAUUAACCAUCAAACCUCU